This is a messenger RNA of Cololabis saira (Pacific saury), 5221 nucleotides long. RefSeq names its product scavenger receptor class F, member 2 (gene scarf2). Gene Ontology annotation, molecular function: scavenger receptor activity. The transcript is spliced from 11 exons. NCBI's taxonomy places the organism in Eukaryota, Metazoa, Chordata, Actinopteri, Beloniformes, Belonidae. Bases 522 to 3359 code for a protein of 945 amino acids. The record is from RefSeq and is a predicted model, not a curated record.
AUUUCCCUCCUGCCACUCCUGAGAGCGCAACACAGGACCAAAGUUACGGAUUACGCGCUUCUCCUCCAAAAGGGAAAAAGCAAACGACUUCUCCGCUUUCAAACUCAUCCACAGUCCACAAACUUGAAGGAGAUUUGGGGAAAUUUGAUCUGCUAAUGUCAACUUUGAAAGAGUCGACUCUUGCUGCUUGAUAGAAGCCCUGAUCGGAAUAACCAGCGCGCCGCAGGAGCAUCAGGGCGACUCAUCUGGAAGUUUUAACUUGAAGAUUGGACUUUUGUCUUUUCCUUUCUCUCCAGUUUUCUUUUUUUGUGUGUGUUUGCCGAGUUUCCCGGUGGCGUUGGUUUGUUAAACAUUUCAAGAACAAGGAUUCAGUGACUCUUCCAAAGAAAAAAGUUUUUCUUCACAUCUGGAUUAUGCGCGUGAGGGAGACUCGGGAGUGAAGAGAGAGUCGACCAUUGCUGCCCUGGAGAAGGGAAAUGCGGAGUGAAGACGGCGUCUAGGAGGAUGUUGCUGCUUGUACGAUGGAAGUGAAGAACCUUUCUGCUUGUGCUGCCUUGCUUUGUCUUUUCUUUUGUUCAGUUCUGAGCCAAGACCUGAACCCUAAAGGCAGGAAUGUCUGCAGAUCAGCUGGGUCACCGGGAUUGGUGUGCUGCAGUGGAUGGGGGCAGUUAGGGAAUGAGUGCCUGACACCUCUCUGUGAGGGCAAUUUCACCUGCAAGGACAACGAGGUGUGUGUCAGGCCAAAUGAAUGUCGCUGUCGUCAUGGAUACUUUGGAGCCAGCUGUGACACCAAAUGCCCUGCACAGUACUGGGGACCUGACUGCAAAGGGAAAUGUCACUGUUACCCCAACGGCCAGUGUAACGACCUGACCGGUGAGUGCACCUGCAACCACAACCGCUGGGGUCCGAACUGUGAGAACGCAUGUCUGUGCCAAAAGGGCAAGUGCGACCAGCAAACAGGAAAAUGCACAUGUCACCCCGGCAUCUGGGGUCCCCAGUGCAACAACAACUGCUACUGCAGCGUCAACUCGGUGUGCGACUCCAUGACGGGGCGGUGUCUGUGCAACCCCGGCUGGAUGGGGAGGAACUGCGCCAUCCAGUGCAACUGCAACGGCUCGCCGUGCGACCAGUUCACGGGGCGCUGCCAGUGCAGGGAGAGGCUGUGGGGCCCACGCUGUGAACGAUACUGUCAGUGCUACCACGGCAAGUGCAACCCGGUCGACGGCUCUUGCACGUGCACUCUGGGCUACCGUGGGAAGCUCUGCAAGGAACCGUGUCCGGCUGGAUUCUACGGUCAAAACUGCAGGAACAGAUGCGGGCACUGCAAAGGCCAGCAGCCCUGCAAGGUGACGGAGGGCCGCUGCGUCACCUGCGACAGGGGCUGGAACGGCACGCGGUGCGAUCAGCUCUGCUCCAAGGGCUUCUUCGGAGAGAACUGCCAGGAGGUGUGUCCCACCUGCAAGGACGGUCACCACUGUGACCCCAUCCAUGGCAAGUGCUCCCACUGCAACGCCGGCUGGAUUGGGGACAGGUGCGAGGUGCGUUGCCCCAAUGGCACGUAUGGCGAAAACUGCGAGAACAACUGCAGUCAUUGUUUUAACGGCAUCUGUCAUGUUGUCACCGGAGAGUGUCUGUGCGACCCCGGCUUUUAUGGCACCUACUGCAACAUGACCUGUCAGCCGGGCCAGUACGGAGUCAACUGCAACCAAACGUGCUCCUGCAAUGACAAGAACUGUGAUCCCGUGUCUGGGGCCUGCUACCUCCAUCCCAACCAGCGGAUGGGUGUGAUCGCAGCAGGCUCCCUGGUCUCCUUCUUACUGAUCACCCUGCUCUCGCUGCUCUGCUGCUGCUGCCUCUGUCGACACAAAGACAACCACAACAAAAAAGCCAAACGGAUCUUGUGUGGACGAUUCAGCAGAAUCAGCACUAAACUUCCCCGUAUUCCACUGAGGCGACAGAAACUGCCCAAAGUAGUCGUAGCCCACCACGACCCGGAGAACACCUUCAACUGCAGCUUCAUCGAGCCCCCCUCUGUGGCCGAGCAGAUGUCCCCCUCCUCCUGGUCCUCCCAGGAGUCCUUCUCCUCCUAUGAGAGUGAAGACGAAGGGCCAGUUUACUGCGUUCCCAACGAUGAAUCUGUGAGUGAUGCCAAAGAGAAGCAGAGCCCAAGCCCUGCUGCAGAGGAGGUGGAAGAGGAGCUUAACGACGAGGAUGCAGGGGAGUACACUUCCCUCAAAGACACAAGUGUCACCAAGCCGGAGAGCGCUGAGCCGCGCCUACACAAGUACUCUGACAGCGAAGGCUCCAACAGCGGCUCUGACUCCACGGCCGCGGCCCUCUACGCUCGCGUCGCCCGACUUUCAAAGCAGUCCAAGGACGACGAGGGCAGUGGAAGGGACGGGGAUAGCACCCCUACCCCGGAGCCCAAGCGAAACGGCAAGCCGCCGCCUUCGCCUGGAAAGCCCAAGCCUCGCCCCCCAGACCCCUCUACUAAGCCCAAAGUGUCGUGGAUACACGGUAGCACAACGGGGUCUCCACUGGCAGAACAGCAGGGAGGAGUUAAGUCGUUUAUAAUGUCCAAAGAGAAAAAGAGGAGCUCCAGCGAUGGGUCAUCCAAGAGUGAAGAGCGGCAAAAAAUAGAGGAUAUUUGUCGAGCCCAACAAAAGAACCAGGAGUGGAAGGAUACAGGUGUCAAUGGGUCCGCCAGCAAACACAAACCUCUGCGAGGUAAGAAGUCUGGGGACGGGCACAGCCCCAGUCACAUGGAUCACAUCAACGGUGUCGUCCAGAACGCCCUCAAGAAGAUAAGUAAUUUCCAUAGCUCCUCACCUGAGAAGAAAUGUGUUGACAAUCCAAAGCAGACCCCCAAGGAGCCCCCCAAGAGCCCCAAGUUAAUCCACCCUCACAUGAACUCUGAGGCCGCCACGCUGCUGGCUGCUCAGCUUAAGGAGAAAACCCAAAGCAUCAACAGGCAUGAGGGGACAGGACUGACCAAGACCAAUGGUCUCUCUCCAUCCAAGGGGCACAAGGAGAAACCCACACCACCGCAGAAAGCCAAGAGGACUGCGUCCAGUGGGCUCGGCCAGCAGGGCUCCACCAAGCCCCUGCUGCCCACCUCCAACAGCCUCCAGAAGAUGGUGGCGCCCGUCGCCAACAGCUGCGGUACCCCAGAAGCCAAGAGCCCGGAGAAGCAGGACUUGAACGGCUCCAGGACAGGGGACCUGUUGGACCCCACACCAAAGAAGACCCCCAUAAAAAAGCCCCCCAGGAAGAAAGGCAAGGAGGGCACCUUGGAAACGGUCGAAAGUAAACCCCCCCCGCCAAAGACAGCCAUUAUGCCACCACAGGUAGUGAAGUAAGUCUUUUAAACAACAAGUUGCACAAAGGUUGUGGUGGAUUUUCCACAAGACUGAAAUGUAUUUGUUUCGAACGUUAUCCGACAUUUAGUUUUUCAAUUAAGGAAUAACGUGUGUUCUGUGACUUCAGGACCAGUUAAGAGUAAUACAUUUGUUUACACCGAUGGUGUAAUUGGGUCACAUUGGCGAGGUGCAUUAUAACCUCUAUACGCCAUUGUACUACUCUUCAGCAAUACUUUUUCUUUUUUUUAUUCUUUUUGGGGAACCAGUACGUAUCAGCUUCACACUGCAACCUGUGACUCGGCCGGACACAACUGUGAACAGAGUUGCAGAGACAUUAGCCAAAGUCAGUCAUCUCUUUUUCUACAGCAGCUGGUCCACCGUUAUAUUUAUAUAUGGAAAACAUAGUUUUAAUUAAGGAACCAAAUGCCAGGAAAAUAGCUAUUUCCAUCGAGGUUCUCCACGGGUACUAAAGAUUAGCAGACAAUCAGCGCUCUGAUGAUGACAAGCCGACGCAAGAGAAUACAGCCCUACAGCAAAGCCAGUUUAUGACAAAAGUCUCAUUUCCAAUCUCCAAGGUUGUCUUUUGAAAGUAACCCCGACAAUAUUCAUAGGCACUCAUUUUUUUUAAGCAAAGGAAAGACAUUCUUCAAUGUCUUUCAGCCUCCCUGUCAUUAGGAUUAUUAAAGGUAGUUUUGGUAACACCAAAUCACCAGAAUGUGCUCUUACUGUACAUUUUAUUCAGUCUGCUAAACCACUUAACCAUAAAUGAGUCCCCGGGCGAUCAUGUGUCCUAACUUGUCAUGUUUCCGAAUCGUUUGGAAUUCACUAAGUUUCCCUGCGUUGAGGACGAUCGGCCUUUUCAAGUGUGCUGGAGAAAGAAAUCACUCUGCAGGACUACGCCCUUUUCAGUCAAUUCAGUUUCCUAUUGAUUUAUUCGUAUAAGCACUAAUUCACAAAAAUGUCAAGUAAUUUCAAAGCACUUUACAGAGAAAACAAACAGGCUCGGAGCCAUCCAAUAAAUACAACUCAUUUAUAUUCCAGUUUUAUUUCUCUUUAACCCAAUUUAUCGUAAUCCAUUUAUCAUGCAAUUUAUUCCAGUUCAGUCUGAUUCAAAUGAAUCCGUAUGGCACACUUCCUACUGAUUCAACGUGAGUCUGGAUAUCCAGUCAGUGUCACAUUUGAGUCAUUUUUGCUUCAGAUAGGUGCUAUUGCGAUAACCUGUAAGGAAGAAAAGCUAUUCAGGCAAAGAUAUUUUCCUCCCCGAGGAUCGCAUCAUCCAAAGCUAGCAGAGUCAUGCUGAACUGAAGAGGAUGCUUACAUUUCAUUGCUUUGGGCUGAGACUGAAACGAGAUGGUACUUUGCUUUGUGUACAAAAUGUGCCUCAACUGUAGAUCAGUUUAAGCAAAGUAAGCUGUUUGUGCCUAAUCAUAAUGUUCAUUUCAGGUGUUGAUAGUAAAGGUAGGGUAAGUGAUUUUAGACGAUGUCCAACCCAGACGCUUUGUCACAUUCAGUAAAUAUUAGGGCUGGACCCGAAAACACAGACGUCAGGAUAUUCAUUUGUUAGGUGGGCACCCAGUUCUCAGGUUUUUGGGGUGGCUUUUUUUGUGUGGGGGGGGGGGUGGCUUUUACAAAGAAUCAACUGCAAGAUCCAGCUCUCUCCCUCACCCGUGCCCAUUAAAUCACCUGCAGCUCAGCUUAGUUGUUAAGGGGAUGACAUCACACUGUGUGGCACACGUUAAAGUGAGCGAUGACCCUCAUUGACGUCUGUUGUGCAGUCUUCAGCUGCUGUCACACACUUUUCCACAUCUCUCGCUGUUAGCUGUGGACAUUACACUAACCAAUGUAGCACCUGUGCCCCCAUC